CCAUCCCAUCACCACCACCACCUUUGCCUUACUCGUAUCAUCUUCUGAUCAGCUCUCUGCGCUGUCUGCUCGGAACUUGGAAAGAGAGAAACAUCUCUAGAAAUCUGUCUCUAGUCUGUACCCUGUGUUUGAUUUCUUCUGGGUAUGAUUGGAAGUGCUCGCCAAACCAGUAGAGGGCUAAUGGUUUGGAGUUUGUUGUGUAUAUCAGGAGUUUCUGGGAUCACGGCCAUGGACGAUGGUUUCGACAACGCCAUCUUGUUGAACCACGCUUCCAUUGCUGAUUAUUCGUCAUACCCGUCUGCGUGCUUGAUUAGAGUAACUGGGUACUCGAAACUUGAGUCCGUUACUUUCAAGAAGGCCUCUCCCAAACCCCCCGCCGCUGCCGCUGCUACUUCUGGCAACAAAGAAUACGCAUGAUCUCCUUUUUACUUCUCUCCUCUUCCUCUGUUUGUUAACUCCUCCUGCAUUUCCUUUCCUUGCCUGUUCUAAUAAGGAAUUUUGGGUCAUUUUCCUAUCACUAUGCUGACAUCGUCACCGCCCCGGUUUUCUUAUUCGACAACGAUGGCAACCGUGAAUGGGGUUGCUGCUUCUUUAACUGUCUCCGCCACUCCCCACCAAAGCAAUUGUGGAGAUCGUCGUUCUCUCAGGUAUGAUCGUCGAUGGAAUGGGAAGCAGACGCACAGGAGCCUUUCCCUGCUGGCUGCUGCCGCUACCCCUUUUAGCAGUCAGACGAGGGCUCAUUCGUCCCGCUCUGAUUUUUACCUUGAGGUCCUCAAGGCCGCCAGAGAAAAGUUUACCCAGGAAAUCUCCUUCCAGUCCAAGGACAAAGACGUUUCUAUUGCUAAGGCUUUACUCUAUGUUGCUGCUGAAGAUGAAGCAUUUAUGGCUUUUAACCGAGAGAAGGAUGCACGCUCAUUCAUGAAUGAAAGAAGUGAUGCCCCGGUCUCAUUUGAGACAAAUGAGUGGGAUUGCUUGGAAGCUGUUCCUUUGGCUGGUAGGAGCAUAUAUGAGUGGUUGAAUGAGCUUGAUUGUAUUGCCAAAGAAGUGGAAGCAGAGUUGGUUUCGAGAGAUAUUGGUUGUCAUUUGGUGGAAGUUUUGGAGGCAGUGAAUGUGGUUCUUUUUGAAUCACGAGGAUUUAAAAGGUUUCCUGUGCUUCACGACCCAAAGUAUUCUUACUUGCACACAGUGCUAAGCUCUGGAUGCGGCAGCGCAAUUUUGCUUAGUGUUAUCUAUAUUGAAGUUUGUCGAAGACUUGGUGUGACUAUUGUCGGUUCUCGAGUUGGGGAAGAUUUUUUGAUUUGGCCCCAAACGGGGAACCCUGAGGAGCUUUUCAAGGUUUCAUCAGGACAUAGUAUGUUUGCCACAGUUAAUGGAAGAUGUGUGGAGGAUCCUAGAUCAAGAGCUUCUGACUUGACCAGUAAUUCACUUUUAGGACUUGAUAUUGCAACCAAUAGAGACAUCAUUGGAAUAGCUUUGGCUAAUUUGAUUAGGCUUCACUGGAAACGUGCCUCAAAGAUGAACCAUGGAUUGAUGCUGACUUCUCCACUCAGACCUGUUCAUGACAGGAAUGAAAAAUCAGGCAAGACUGAUAGUUCAAAGGUCCCUUUGUUGCGGCCUCAAGAUUUGAGAUAAGCUGUGGCUAUGAUCUGGUUCAAGGAUUUGCCUUUACUUCUGCGCCACCAGGAUCAACUCCAUAUAGGCAAGGAGAGAACAAAGAUUGCUUAAUUUAAAUUGCAGUGAACGGGAGAUCCCCAGGGCAGAAAAAUUUUGCACAUGCCAUGUCACUUAAAGUUUAGGGAACCUCCCUGGAAAUAAGGCUUUGUUUGGUUCUAUGGGUGUUUAUUGAAAAAAUGCUGCCACAUCAGCACCAGUGUUGGCGUUUAUUGUAUAUGAAGCAAAAUGAAACAACUGUUUGGUUUCACCAUGGUAGAAAACUGAAAUAUUUUGAUUUUUGUGUAUGGGGCAUUUGGGGAAACGUCAAAUUCUUGCUUUCCCCCAAUGCCCCAGUGUUUCUUGUAUCCUAUCUUACCUGGAUAAGACAACUAGAUAGCUGGACAUGGUAUCUGAUAUGAAAUUUAGUGUAUAUGACACGAUACAGCACCCUUGUACAGGUAUCCGGGUUAUAUGGGAUGUAUGAAAGAUCUUAAGUUCAGAUUUUCAUAA
This is a messenger RNA of Nelumbo nucifera (sacred lotus), 2163 nucleotides long. RefSeq lists its product as uncharacterized. The record is from RefSeq and is a predicted model, not a curated record. NCBI's taxonomy places the organism in Eukaryota, Viridiplantae, Streptophyta, Magnoliopsida, Proteales, Nelumbonaceae.